Molecule: messenger RNA, 1227 nt
Organism: Halichondria panicea
Lineage: Eukaryota; Metazoa; Porifera; Demospongiae; Suberitida; Halichondriidae
Product: cystinosin-like
Exons: 4
Coding region: 184-1212 (342 amino acids)
Cellular component (GO): membrane
Source: RefSeq, a predicted model, not a curated record
AGCCUAGCCCCUCCCCUUUUUCUAACACAUGACCGAAAAGAGCUAAAGAGUGUUUUGAUUUUGGCAUCUUCAUCUAGUAUGUUUUCUCGGUGACUGCUAGACUUGUAGACCUGUAGACAAGCUCGACUAUGCGGCCUGGUUUGACUCCACUAGAUCUAGAUCUCUGUUGAACAAGAAGCCAUAAUGAGCAGUAACACGACAAACAAUGAGCUCGAAUGGUUGGAGGUUAAUUGCUGGGUGUCCUGGCCUGUGUGGGAGUGUGUUAUAGCCAACAUUGCCGGUCUUGUCAGCACAGUUCUCUGGUUUACGGUACUCCUUCCACAAGUACUCAAAAACUUUGUCCGUCGCUCUGUGUCGGGUCUGAGCUUUCUUUGGGCAGUCGCUAACUUCACCGCUUCUCUUGUGAACAUAUUCUUUGCUUUCUCCAUUGAGCUGCCUCUCUAUGUCAGGGUGUCUGCUGUGUACAUGCCUGUACUAGAGUUGAUUAUCCUCGGGCAGUUCAUGAUGUAUUCCCAGAAACCUUUCACGACGAGGUUGCUUGCAUUGUUGGUGUGUUUAUUGAUAUGGGGAGGGAUUAUCGAGCUGGAGUUGAACCUACCUGAGUCUAAAGAAAAGAUUCAAUGGAUAGCUAUCUCCCUGUGGUCUAUUGAGACGUUUCCUCAGGUGAUACUGAACAUGAAAUUGCAGUCAACCGAAGGCCAGUCGACGAUUUCGGUCAUUAUCACAGUUUUUGGGAAGACGACAGACUUUCUGGUUACGUAUGGACUCAACAUGCCUCUUCCUUACGUUGUCAUGCGCUACUAUUCUAGCUCUGUUGCUUUCAUUAACGGAUUCCAAGUGGUAUGGUACGGUCAAGACAGCUGGUUUUCCAAUCACCCACUCACCUCUGUUAAAACGAGUGGUGAAUCGUCCACCGAUGAAAGCACCAAACUUCUCAAAGACAGAGUAUCGGAUAUGAUGCUUGACCACCAAAUCAACGCCAGUAAGAGAGAACUAAGUGAGACAAACAGAACAUGCAGAUCCUGUUGUGUUAGCGUAACUCGUUUUAUUAGUCUAAGCUAUAUUGUAUUGGGGCUAUUUGUAUUCGCAGUGGGAUUUUUCUUGAGGACAAUAUCAUUUUUUUCUCUGUUAGGACCUCUGUCCUGUUUCUGUGUGGUGUUUUGUGCAAACGAGUACUUUCGUCUUAGGCAAAGUAAAAAAUGCUUUCAAUAAAACUUGUGAUAAUAA